Molecule: messenger RNA, 1503 nt
Organism: Botrytis fragariae
Lineage: Eukaryota; Fungi; Ascomycota; Leotiomycetes; Helotiales; Sclerotiniaceae
Product: putative ubiquinone biosynthesis monooxygenase coq6 protein
Exons: 2
Coding region: 1-1503 (500 amino acids)
Biological process (GO): ubiquinone biosynthetic process
Cellular component (GO): mitochondrion
Molecular function (GO): oxidoreductase activity, acting on paired donors, with incorporation or reduction of molecular oxygen, NAD(P)H as one donor, and incorporation of one atom of oxygen; 2-octaprenyl-6-methoxyphenol hydroxylase activity; FAD binding
Source: RefSeq, a predicted model, not a curated record
AUGAAGCCUUCGAAUUCCUCACUCAGAAAACUCAAUCCUUAUGUGUGUAAAGCGUGCACGCGACGCAUAAGAAGUUUUGCCACGACGGCUUCUCCUCCGGGUGCGACGUCGAUUGCGAAUAAGAAUCGGCGUCCGGAUGUUUAUGAUGUGGUGUGUGUGGGAGGGGGACCGGCGGGAUUGAGUCUGGUUGCUGCUUUGCGCGCAAACCCCCUCACUCGUAAUCUGCGGCUCGCGCUGAUCGAACCGCAAGCUUUGUCUAAAUCGCUCAAUUGGAAACCGAAGGAUGGGGAGUAUUCGAAUCGGUGUAGUAGUUUGACGCCGAAGAGUGUGAGGUUUCUCAAGGAUAUAGGGGUGUGGGAGGAGGUGGAGGGGAGGAGGGUACAGGGGUAUGGGGGAAUGCAGGUUUGGGAUGGGGUUAGUGGGGGGAGGAUUGGGUUUGAUGUGGAGGUUGGGGGGAGGGGGGAGGAGGUGGUGGAGGGAGAGGGAAAGGUGGUGGCGUACAUGAAUGAGAAUGCGAAUUUGGUGAGGGGGUUAUUGAGGAGGAUAGAGGGGUUAGGAGGGGUAGAUAUUUUGGAGGGGAAAGUUGCAGAUAUUGAGUUGGGACAGGAGACCGAAGAGGGAGAUUUCUCUGGCUGGCCAAUUGUGAAGGUGGAAGGAUGUGAAAAAAGUCUCGCGGCGAGAUUACUAGUCGGCGCUGAUGGACAAAACUCCCCCGUGAGGAAAUUCGCAGGCAUUGAUAGUCGAGGGUGGGAUUAUGGUCGUGUGGGUGUAGUAGCGACUUUGGCACUAGAAGCUCAGCAUGAAGUGGGCAAGAUUGCAUAUCAAAGAUUCCUACCUACAGGACCAGUCGCCAUGUUACCUCUCCCGGGAAAUUACGCAACGUUGGUUUGGAGCACCACUCCGGAAAAUGCAGCUGUUCUGAAAGGAUUGAGUGCGAAAGAUUUCAUCGCUAUGGUGAAUGCGGCGUUUAGAUUAAGCACGGUGGAUUUGAAAUACAUGCACACUCAGUCGUCAGGCCAAGCAGAAGAAGUAUCAUGGCGUCUCCAACACACACCUAUUUCCGGCACUGUGCCUGCCCCUGUCACUGGCGUCCAGGAAAACAGUAUCGCUUCCUUUCCUCUCAAAAUGCGCCACGCAGAUACAUAUAUUGGGGAACGCAUUGCACUGGUUGGAGACGCGGCACAUACUAUUCAUCCGUUAGCGGGCCAGGGACUCAAUCAAGGACAAGGAGAUGUUGAGAGUUUGGUCAAAGGGAUCGGUUAUGCGGUGGAUCAUGGGAUGGAUAUCGGGGUACGCAUGAGUUUGGAAUCGUAUAAUUCGGAGAGGUAUAUGCAGAAUCAUGUGUUAUUGGGGGUGGUGGAUAAAUUGCACAAGUUGUAUAGUGUGGAGAGCGGACCGGUGGUCUGGGGGAGGACGUUGGGGUUGAGAGCUGUGGAUGCGAUGGGACCGUUGAAGAAGUUCUUGAUGGGUCAGGCUGCGGGGACGGGGACAAAGAUCUUGUAG